Molecule: messenger RNA, 1497 nt
Organism: Zea mays
Lineage: Eukaryota; Viridiplantae; Streptophyta; Magnoliopsida; Poales; Poaceae
Product: myb-related protein Zm38
Exons: 2
Coding region: 348-1112 (254 amino acids)
Source: RefSeq, a predicted model, not a curated record
UGGAUAAAGUUAUCAAACACCUUGAAGCCAAAAAUAUUAUGGUUUUAAAAAAUGUUGCCAUAUCAAAUAGGUCUUUAAGGGCUGAUUUAGUGACCAAAGAAUUAGAGCGGAAAGAAUUAGAAGAAUAAUUUGGUGACCCGAGAAUUAGAGAAGAUCUAUAAAAAAAUCCUUUUACUAUUAAAAGUUUGUUAUAGCCCACAACGAACCGCCUAUAAAACCCACGCGGGCCGCGCCAAGUCGCUGCCUUCUCUAGUGCAAUCGCGGAGCUACCUCAGCUGCCGUGUCCUGCACAGCCGCCGCUUCCGACGCAGCAAAGGCGAACGCGAAGCAGCAAGCAAUCAAGAUCGAUGGGGCGGUCGCCCUGCUGCGAGAAGGCGCACACCAACAGGGGCGCGUGGACCAAGGAGGAGGACGAGCGCCUGGUGGCCUACAUCCGCGCGCACGGCGAAGGGUGCUGGCGGUCGCUGCCCAAGGCGGCGGGCCUGCUGCGGUGCGGCAAGAGCUGCCGGCUGCGGUGGAUCAACUACCUCCGGCCCGACCUGAAGCGCGGCAACUUCACCGCCGACGAGGACGACCUCAUCGUCAAGCUGCACAGCCUCCUCGGGAACAAGUGGUCGCUCAUCGCCGCGCGGCUCCCGGGGCGGACGGACAACGAGAUCAAGAACUACUGGAACACGCACGUCCGGCGGAAGCUGCUGGGCAGGGGCAUCGACCCCGUCACGCACCGCCCCAUCGCCGCCGACGCCGUGACCGUGACCACCGUCUCGUUCCAGCCCAGCCCCAGCGCCGCCGCCGCAGCAGCAGCAGAAGCCGAGGCGACGGCCGCCAAGGCGCCCAGAUGCCCCGACCUCAACCUCGACCUCUGCAUCAGCCCGCCGUGCCAGCAGCAGGAGGAGGAGGAGGAGGUGGACCUCAAGCCCUCCGCCGCCGUCGUCAAGCGGGAGGUUCUGCUGGGCGGCCGCGGCCACGGCCACGGCGGGGCGCUCUGCUUCGGCUGCAGCCUGGGCGUCCAGAAGGGCGCGCCCGGGUGCAGCUGCAGCAGCAGCAACGGCCACCGCUGCUUGGGGCUCAGGGGCGGCAUGCUGGACUUUAGAGGCCUCAAGAUGAAGUGAACGAAGCCCAGCGAGAUGGGCGGAUUCUUCUGGUUCGUCGGUUUGGUUGGUUCUCGCCUUGAUGGAUCUGGAUAGCUAGUUCCUGGUAGGAGGAUAGUGGAAGAUGAGAAGGAGAGCCAAGAUGGCGAGAGGAUUCGUGGCUCGUGGAUAGCUUAGUUCCUCCGGCCUCCCUGCUCUCUCUUAUCUUCCAUUUUGUGUAAAAGAAAAGAAAAGAAAAGAAAAGAAAGAAUCCCCUGGCUGUGCCUGAAUGUUAGGAAUGAUCAUGUAUACUCUGAUGCUAGCUAUACUAGUCGGUAGGUUGGUAGCACAUGUAAAUUGUCAACCUCAUCAACUUCUGUUUUCCUCUGUGUUUAUGGAGAAGAUGUAUACUAUACUAAUUACAAGA